UUCAACUCUUCUAGAAGAAUAAGUAUUCACAAUACAGUUAACAGUCAAAUCAAAGAAGAAAUAAUUUCAGCAUAACCAUUAUUUACUAACUUAUCAGUUGAUAUAAAUGAAAUAUAAUCUAUACUUUACUCAAUUAAUUUUUAUUUUACAGACUAUAAUUAUUCUUUUCAACAAAAUUUAUAUCAUAUUUGGCUAUGAAUCAAAAUCAAUGAUGUCUGGUUUAUUUAAGACUAAUAAUGAAGUUAUUAAUAACAUAAGUUUAUCAUCAUCAUCGUCACAGUAUCCCAGAUCCGAUUAUGCAAAAAUGCCUUCUAAUGAUAAUUUUAUAAAUUUUCGUCAAUCUAAACAAUCAUUAAAGAUGAAUACUAUGAAUAAUAAAUUAACCAAUUGUCAACUGCAGUUGGAAUGUUCUACUGAAAUGGAAAAUAUUGAUAAUAAACAAAUGUCAAUAAUGAAUUUUUCAACUACUCAUAUUACUGGUCGUAUACGUAUACCUGUUCGUAGUGGAAGAGGACCAGCUGGACCACCCGGUCCACAGGGACCUCCAGGACCACAGGGUGCAAGAGGAUUUCGAGGACCACCUGGCGAACCAGGUAGUUUACAAGGAGAUGCCAAAAUGAUCAUAUCGGACUCAUUAUCAAACCAACGGGUUUUACUCAACCGAAUUAAACGUUACCGAAGUGAUGUUGUACACAAUGCAACUACUUAUGCUCACUCCACAUCUACUUACAAAAGUGAGAACAACUAUAACAAUAAUGGCACGUUCUGA
Schistosoma curassoni is the source of this 769-nucleotide messenger RNA. The record is from the annotation of a GenBank genome assembly. NCBI's taxonomy places the organism in Eukaryota, Metazoa, Platyhelminthes, Trematoda, Strigeidida, Schistosomatidae.